CGCGGCCGGUGCUGCACCGAGUCGUACCACACCGGGGCGGGGGGAGGGGGGGAAGCGACGCCUGUGCCGGGGCCCGGACGGCUCUCAAGGGGUUAAACCGAGACCUGCCGCGGGACCUGCCCAGCCAGCCCGGCAACUCGGCGGCGCACAGCAGGCGGGCUGCGGCUGGCUCCCGCUCGCUUCACCGGCACGGAGGGGCCGCUCCGCUCCGCGCAGGCACCAGUGAGGCUGCGGCCGUGAGUGCUCAUCUCUUCCCCUUCUCCACGGUUCCUGCCUGCCGCCGGCAGGGUCCCGGCGCCGCACAGCCAUGACAACCUCGGCGCUGCGCCGGCAGGUGAAAAAUAUCGUGCACAACUACUCAGAGGCAGAGAUCAAGGUGCGGGAGGCCACCUCAAAUGAUCCCUGGGGACCCCCUAGCUCCCUGAUGUCAGAGAUUGCUGACCUCACCUUCAACACGGUGGCCUUCGCUGAGGUCAUGGGCAUGAUCUGGCGGCGGCUGAACGACAGCGGCAAGAACUGGCGACACGUCUACAAAGCCCUCACCCUCCUGGACUACCUCAUCAAAACCGGCUCCGAGAAGGUGACUCACCAGUGCCGGGAGAACCUCUACACCAUCCAGACGCUGAAGGACUUCCAGUACGUGGACCGUGACGGCAAGGAUCAGGGCAUCAACGUCCGCGAGAAGGUGAAGCAGGUGAUGGCGCUGCUGAAGGACGAGGAGCGGCUGAAGCAGGAGCGAGCGCACGCGCUGCAGACCAAGGAGCGCAUGGCCCUGGAGGGCAUGGGCAGUGGCAGCCACCAGCCCUACGGCCGCCGCGCUUCGCCCUACGCAGAUGACUACGGCCGGGCACGGGGCUCACCCUCCUCCUUUAACUCAUCAUCCUCAUCCCCACGGUUCACCUCUGACCUGGAGCAAGCAAGGCCCCAGACGACAGGUGAGGAGGAGCUGCAGCUUCAACUUGCCCUGGCCAUGAGUCGGGAGGAGGCAGAGAAGGAGGUGAGGACUUGGCAAGGGGAGAACUCCGUGAUGCAGAAGCCCAUGGAGGAGACUUCGCAGGGCAGGGAGGAAGAGGAAGAUAAGAUGAAGAAAAGCCAGUCAUCUAUCUUGGAACUAGCAGAUAUCUUUGGGCCAGCAGCAGCUCCCUCCAGCCACACGUCUUCUGACCCAUGGGAUAUGUCAGACAUGAAAGCCAAAGCAGAGCCAGCAGCCUCUGCCUGGGCUGGUGCAGCUGACCCUUGGGUACCCGUCCCGGCUGCCAGUGGAGAGCCCCUCUCCCAGGCGAGUGCUUCGUCCCAGCAACCCUCCACUGGACCCUGGGAUUUCCCUCCUGGCAACACUGCAGCCUCUGACCCUUGGGGGAAGGUGCCCUUGUCUUCUGGCUUCCCUCCUGCAGACCCCUGGGUGGCGGCAUCCCCCCCUGCCCAGGCCUCUGGUUCUACACCAGCUGUUGACCCUUGGGCCGCUGUGGCUGAGCAACCUCCUAACCCUGCUCCAGGGGCAGAUACUUUUGACCCAUUUGCAAAGCCACCUGAACUGCUGGAGCAGGAGCCCUCACAGCUGCCCUCCUCAGCCAAAUCAAACAGCCCUGUUGAGCCGGACCCAUUCAGCGACCUGUUCCCCGGCACGAGGCAGGAUGAGACAAAGAGCUUUGAUCUCACCAACCUGGCUGACUCCUUGCCUGAAGCUGGCAAGGAGCGGAAGGACUGUAAAACCCCCGAGGCCUUCCUCGGUCCUGCUGCUUCCUCCCUGGUCAACCUGGACUCCCUGGUCGCCCCUACACCAGCAUCCAAGACGCGCAACCCCUUUCUCUCAGGUCUGAGCACGCCAUCCCCAACCAACCCCUUCGGCCUCACUGAGCAGCCCAAGCCGACGCUCAACCAGAUGCGGACCAGCUCACCAGUGCCCAGCCUGCCUGCUGGCCACCCUGCCAACUCCAUGACCUACAGCACCUCCCUUCCACUACCCCUCAGCAGUGUCCCAGCUGCGGCCACAGCCCUCCCUGUCUCUGCCAGCGCCUUCCCCCAAGCUGGCACCUUCCCUGAACUUCCCAGCAGCUUGCCGCAGCCUUUACUGCCGCUGAGCGGGUCCCCAGCCCCGCCAUCUGCUCCGGGGGGACUCAACCCUUUCCUCUGAAUCCUCUGGACGUGUAGACUGGCCCCUUCCCCAGCUGUUACACAUUUCCCCUGGCCUUUCUUCCCACCGAGACUGAGGGGUGCCAGUGGUUCACUAGCUGCAAUGAAGGGUGUCCUCUGUGCCAGCCCCCUCUCUGUGCACCUUGGCUGGGGGCACCAGCAUGAGCCCAUGUGUUUGACCAGCAAGAGGGGACCCCCUUCCCCUGCAAAUGGCUGCAUAGGGGCCACGGCAGGGCCCAUCGUAAGGGCUGUGAUUUAGGGAGCUCUGGUGCAGUGGGCUGGGCUGGUGCAUGGGGUCUCGCUGCCGGAUGGGUCCCCCGGGGUGGGGGGCUUUGUCCCGGCGCUGGGAGGAGCUGGGGGGCAGCGCUAGGGCCGAGGGCAGCUGGCGUUCCAGCCUCCCCGGCGUUCCCGGCUGAUUCGCGUUUCCUCUUGGCU
Molecule: messenger RNA, 2568 nt
Organism: Dryobates pubescens (Downy woodpecker)
Lineage: Eukaryota; Metazoa; Chordata; Aves; Piciformes; Picidae
Gene: EPN3
Product: epsin 3
Exons: 9
Coding region: 308-2134 (608 amino acids)
Biological process (GO): endocytosis
Cellular component (GO): clathrin vesicle coat; plasma membrane; endosome
Molecular function (GO): phospholipid binding; clathrin binding
Source: RefSeq, a predicted model, not a curated record